Knipowitschia caucasica is the source of this 585-nucleotide messenger RNA. The record is from the annotation of a GenBank genome assembly. Lineage: Eukaryota; Metazoa; Chordata; Actinopteri; Gobiiformes; Gobiidae.
AUGCUCAGGCUCCAGAAGAGGCUGGCCUCCAGCGUUCUGCGCUGCGGCAAGAAGAAGGUCUGGUUGGACCCCAACGAGACCAAUGAGAUCGCCAACGCCAACUCUCGCCAGCAGAUUCGUAAACUGGUGAAGGAUGGUCUCAUCAUCCGUAAGCCUGUCACGGUCCACUCCAGGGCGCGCUGUCGCAAGAACACCCUGGCUCGCCGCAAGGGCAGACACACUGGAUACGGUAAGAGGAAAGGUACAGCGAAUGCUCGUAUGCCAGAGAAGCUGUCCUGGAUGCGCCGCAUGAGAAUCCUGCGCCGUCUGCUGCGUCGUUACAGGGAGUCCAAGAAGAUCGACAGGCACAUGUACCACAGCCUCUACCUGAGGGCCAAGGGUAAUGUGUUCAAGAACAAGCGUAUCCUGAUGGAGCACAUCCACAAACUGAAGGCAGACAAGGCCCGCAAGAAGCUUCUGUCUGACCAGGCUGAAGCUCGUCGUACCAAGACGAAAGAGGCCCGUAAGCGCAGAGAAGAGCGUCUUGCAGCCAAAAAGGAGGAAUUCAUCAAGACCCUGUCCAAGGAGGAGGAGACAAAGAAGUAA